This is a messenger RNA of Meleagris gallopavo (turkey), 6415 nucleotides long. Lineage: Eukaryota; Metazoa; Chordata; Aves; Galliformes; Phasianidae. The record is from RefSeq and is a predicted model, not a curated record.
UCAAUAACUGUAUGGAACAUUUCCAGCCAGGUUUGGAGACGGAUUAUAUGACUCCUAUAUGAGGAUAGAUCAGCUUAGGUACCAAGAGUCUGCAAAUGAAGAGCACAGCCCCUCAGGACUGCCUUCCCUUGGGAGAUCUAACGUUUGUAGCAACAAACUUGCAAUGAAGGAUCACCCUCUGAGUGGGAGCCAGGUCAAAGUGGAACAAUUGUUUGAGGACUCUGGGAACAGGAGGAGUAGUACCCUUCAGUCUGCAGGAAUUACUUGUUCAGAAAGAUCUCUUCCUUCCCUGACAAAAGAUAAAAGCAUAGAGAGCUUAAGCACUUCUAAAGGUGGCAGCAGUUCCUCAAAAGCCCACAAAGCCGUUUCCCAGGCUCCAGAACAAGCUGUCAAACAGUACAAGCAUCAAUUAUCUGCGUAUGAGCAGCAAGAGAUAUUUAACUUCUCUGAGAUUUACUUUGUGGGUCCAGCUGCAAAGAAGAGGCAAGGAGUGAUUGGUGGACCCAACAACGGAGGUUAUGAUGAUGACCAAGGCAGCUACAUUCAUGUGCCCCACGACCAUCUCGCUUACCGCUAUGAAGUGCUCAAAAUCAUUGGCAAGGGCAGUUUUGGACAAGUUGCUAAAGUCUAUGAUCACAAACUCCACCAGCAUUUAGCCUUAAAGAUGGUUCGUAAUGAAAAGAGAUUCCAUCGGCAAGCAGCAGAAGAAAUCCGGAUCCUGGAGCACCUGAAGAAGCAGGAUAAAACUGGCAGUAUGAACGUUAUUCACAUGCUGGAAAGCUUCACCUUUCGGAACCACAUCUGUAUGACCUUUGAACUCUUGAGUAUGAACUUGUACGAGCUGAUAAAAAGAAAUAAGUUCCAGGGCUUCAGCAUCCAGCUGGUGCGCAAGUUUGCUCACUCUAUACUGCAGUGCUUGGAUGCUCUCUAUAGAAACAAAAUCAUACACUGUGACUUGAAGCCGGAAAAUAUCCUCCUCAAACAGCAAGGGAGGAGUGGAAUCAAGGUUAUAGAUUUUGGGUCCAGCUGUUUUGAGCACCAAAGAGUCUACACGUACAUUCAGUCUCGAUUUUAUCGAGCACCGGAGGUAAUUCUAGGGAGUCGCUAUGGGAUGCCCAUAGAUAUGUGGAGUUUUGGCUGUAUUCUGGUGGAGCUAUUGACUGGAUACCCUCUUUUUCCUGGAGAGGACGAGGGAGACCAAUUGGCUUGUAUGAUGGAACUUCUUGGAAUGCCCCCUCAGAAGCUUUUGGAUCAAUCCAAGCGAGCCAAGAACUUUAUCAACUCCAAGGGUCAUCCUCGCUACUGCACUGUAACUACACAUGCAGAUGGAAGAGUGACCCUCAACGGGAGCCGAUCGCGCAGGGGAAAAGUGCGAGGUGCUCCAGGGAACAAGGACUGGGUGACAGCACUGAAAGGCUGCGACGAUCCCUUGUUCAUAGAGUUCUUAAAGGAAUGUCUCAGCUGGGACCCUGCUGUGCGCAUGACUCCAAGUCAAGCUUUAAGGCACCCCUGGAUUUGCAAACGAACACCCAAACCACCCAGCACUGAUAAAACCUCCAGUAAAAGGAUUUCUAGCUACACGAGUUCCUUCACAGGAAUUGGUUCCAAGUUGCCUCCUGUGGUCGGGGUAGCAAACAAGCUGAGGGCUAACUUAACAUCCGAUGCCAAUGGCAGUAUACCUUUAUGUACUGUGCUGCCGAAGCUGGUCAGCUAGUAGCAAAUGACAUCUUGCCAGAAUACCUACUUUUUAUUUUAAUUAUUUGUUAAUAACGUCAAAGGAAGCUAAAGGCAGAGGUUUUUAAUGGAUUUAAACGUUUAAAGGCCUAACUUUUAUCAAACUGUUUCUCUCGCAGCGUGGUGCGUGUGGCAUCUGGGUAGGUCAGCUCAUCUGAUGGGUAACGUGGCAGUUUGGCUGCUAUGCUAUUUAAUAAUACUCUUUUGGAAACCAAACUAGUUCUUAUCAAGACAGGUUAGGAGAUUAUUUUGCUUAAGACAGCAAGGGAAAACGACUUAUAAUGUAUAUUUUCAGUUAAUCUCCAAAUUAAGUUUUUUUUUUUUUUUAGAUUUUAUUCUGGGGAGAGUUUUUACAUCUGUUGUCACAAGCACAAAUGCAUUAUUGGUGUAAUGCAUUAAGAACUCACUAACUUAUGUCUGAAAGAUUGGACUCCUCUGUGCUGCUUUUCCCUCUUCUAUUCUAAGAAUUUUAAGAAAUACCUUUGGGUAGAAACACCAACAAAUUUGGUGUUGGCAUUUUGUAGUCUGAUUUAAUUUUAUUUUUUUUUCCAGGAACACUAUGGAACACAGGAGGUGUAGAUAGAUGUAAUGCCUGCACACGUGCUAUUUCCCUUAACAGGCUAUGGAAGGCUGACAGGGAAGCUCAAGGAGCAGAAGGAGUCCAUUGCAGGCGUGGGCUGCUUUGUUUAGGGCUGAUGAUUCCAUUACACAUUUCUUGGAGCUCAGAUUUAUAAGUUUUCCCAGGUGUGUGUGUGUGUGUGUGUGUGUGUGUGUGUGUGUUUGCUCAUUGGUGUGAGUUCUUGGUUGGUUUGGUUUUGUUGUUGUGUGUGGAGUGAAUUCCAUUAAAUUCCAUGGAACUCUAAAGCAUGCCACCCUGAGCAGGCAAGUAAAAGUUCUCGAGACUUAGGAUAUAAUAAAACAUGUGUGGAACAGCCCUAAUAAAUAGAAUAGCUCUCCAAAAUCUCAAUGUGAUCUCAGGAAGGACUGAUAAGAUGCAAAAAUUCAUAGAUCCAAAUCAAACUGCGUUAUGAGAUGAAUUAUUUUAAUUCUAAUCGCAUUCCUUUGGGACUGUGAGAGAUGUUUCUGCAUGCUUGAGAUGUGUAAGCUUCUAAUUUCUUUAUCUUCCAAGAACAUGGGGUGAUGGUGUGACCUGUAACGACAACAGCACAGCUUGUUCUGGUUCUUAGCUCUUGGAGCCACAUGGCAUGGGUCCAUUUACAAAAACAUCUGAUCUCCUGCCAGGUUCCUGAAUGCAAUUUUAAACACAAUUUAGAGCCUUUAUGAAGAGAGGGUUUUAAAUUUAAUGAGUUUCUCUGCAGCAAGUUUUUAGUAUUAAAACAAGGAGACUUGUUCUACAAACAAAAAAAGGCUCAGGGUGAUUUGUAAGAUAAGGUGACCACAUGUUCAAUAACAGAGCUGCCUUCUGAGAAGAUGGGGCUGUACUUUCAGCUUCGCCCUGCUCUAAUUACAGCACUGCUCAAAAGCUGGAUGGAAAGGCCAAAGAGUCAGAGCCAAAGCCCUAGGCUUCCCACAACUGUCCUUUAAGCAGAGAUUCUCACACAGGAGCUUUGCUGACUUCUGUUUCAUGAGGGUAAAUGCACUAAGCUCAGUGAUGCUAUUAAAAUAGCGAAGUCUAGCUUUUAUCCGCGUGGCCACGAGCAACACCAGUGCACGUGUUGUGUCUGUGGUUCACUUCGUAAUAAGGCACGAGUGGUAUUUUUGUUUGGCAAAGCUGGGUGGUGUUUUGUUAGAACGUACAACCGAGGAAACAGAUUGUGGGGGGAUGUGGGGGAAUACACCACCAAUUUUAGCAGCAUCUCUAAUAGAUGUGACACGUUUCUCAAAGCCAGGAACAUCCCGUUUCCUCCUCUGACUUUCCUAUUUGCAUUUUUAACUGUUGUUAUUUUUUUUUAAACCAGCUGGGUGAGGAAGAAGGGGAACCUUUUGAAGAGCAGUAGCUUGGUAAGAAAGAUGUGUAGAAGAAGAGCACUUUCUAUAGAAAGAACUGUACAGUGGUGGUAGUGUUUGGAGCCAGGAAGAAGACAGAGAGUUUGUGUUAGGAGCUAUGCAAGGAGAAGAUGGAAUACCCUUUUUUUCAGGAGCAGCGACCAGUGGCUUGGCUGUAGGACACUUUUCAUCUCUAAAAUACCCAAUGUGGAAUGAUUAUUCUCCUGGGACUUCUGGGAUCUGGUUAUGACAAGGUAACUUCUCAUGUCACAGCUGUGAAACUACAAAUGGAGUCAUUAGCUGGCAAAAAACGUUGCCUUUUUCCCUCAAAAAUGUGUUCACCUUGACCUGACCGAGCAAGGUGCCCUCUGCGAGCUGCACACGUUUAAGAAUCAACCUUAUUUACCUGGGACUAUUCCUGUGUUUUAAAAUCACACACUUAGUUAACUAUCUUGCUAAUUGGAGGCUCUGGUCUAGGUGGCCACAGCAGAUGAGAAGGAAAAAGAAGCAACUUUGGAAGAUUUCGACUAUAUUGAAAAAAGGUUCUACAUAACCCAGAGAGCACAGCUCUGUUUUUAUUUACUAAGCCCCAUUUCUUUAUGCAGUAUUUGCUUUCUAGGAGGAGUGUGGCACGGUGUGCCCAAAGUGGGAGAGCCCUCCUUCAAGGGAGAUAAUAAAUUCCAUGUCUGGGAGAGCUGAAUUCUCAUCCCUACAAACACUUCACUUGUUGAACUCGUGGUGGGUUCCUAUGGGAAUCACACACAGCCAUGCUCACAGGGCUGGAACACAGGCUGUGUUGUUAACAGUGUCGUUUAUCAACCACGGGUAUGUUUGCAGUGUCAGUCUUCAGUGAGAUGAUGUCAAAUCUCAAAUUCACAUUUGCUCUUUGGGAAGCUAAGCACUAUAAUGAGGUCUGAGGUUGUCAGGAGUGCAUCGCUUUUGCUACUUGUGAUACUGGUUAGGAUGCUGAAGUGAUACAGGGCUGAACUCAUCUGAAUAGAGAACAAAACAGUGUUUGUUUUUGAGGAACCUCUUUGUCUUGUCAGCACACGUGAGGUUCCCCUGCACCCUCAAUCAUGUUCUCUUAGGAAGUUAGCAUGACACGAAUGCCAAUUGCUUGGGAUUCUGAACAAAACAGACAUCACGUUUCUAGGACUUGUAACGAAGUCAUCCAGACUUGUUUUUCAGUGUUCCUUAUGAUGUUCCUUCUGUUUGACUGCUCGUUAUCAUUACUCUUUGUGUUGGAAGUAACACGCUGUUUAUUGUCUGCAUUUUUAUCUGUUUGUUUGAGCAAUAUUUUUAAUACAAAACAAAUGACAAGGCACGAGCAUCUGCCAGAUAUGCAUUGCUUUUACGUUGGGGUCCAAAUACCACGCAGCUGUCUCAGUUGCAAGGAGCAACUUGUUUCUGUUUGAACUCAGUGGGGCAGCGAUGUGGUCACUGUGGGAUGUGGUGCUGCAGCCCCCAAAGCAGGCUGGUUUGGGCUCAUCAAGGGCUGGUAGUGCACACACUGCCUCCAAUGUGCUCUUUGCUAGGGUUUGCUGCCCGGUCUGUCCUGUCUGAACAGGAGUUCUGCUUGCCUGGUUAGCUCAGAGCUCAGAACAAACCCCUCUGUAAGGUUUGAGGUGUGUUAUGCAGUCUGCCAUUGUUUACAAUAGCUGUGAGGGCUUCCGUGCAGUUGGAAGCUGUUGGAAUUAGGAAUUUAGCAGUAGAGGUUCUUUGCAAUGGUCAUCUUUGAAUCUACCUCUGAAAUAACCCUCGGGUCCUUUCUAAAGGGAUGUUCACUGCAGACUGCAGCUCUAUUUUUUUUUUUUUAAACACUGAUAGCUGUUUUGGCUGUGAAAUGUACACAUGAUGAUCUCAGCAAUGUCUUACUAAUCCUAUCCACACAAGCGAAAGGCUGAUUGUGCACUCAGAUCUGAGCUGAAAUGAUUGACACAAAUCCCCUGCCUGCCAAAGUUUAAUGCUGGUAUGGAAGCGAAGAGCCAAAAUAACAUGGGAAGAUCUGCAGUGCUUCUGUGUGGUACCCAGCUGGGAUGGAAAGCAAGCCACAGUGAAAGACUUUUCCUUAAUUAAAAGAGCUUGCAGCUUUUCCAUGCGUUGAGCACUAGGAGCUGUGGGUACCCAGCAUGUCAAAAACUGGACACCAUGGUUUUUAUAUCUGAUGUGUAUCAAAGAUACCACUUGAUUGUUACUUUUUUUUAACUUGAUAAGGGUUUGGGGAAAUGUCUACGCUUCCUACUUUGCAUAAAAGAGGCCUUGAGUGUUCACAAGCUCCACCAACACUUUGUUCUCAGCUCCCACUGUCGCAUUUUAGACCUUGGGGUCAUCAGAGCAGCCUUGCAUGGGUGAGCAUCGCUGUGUUCAGAGGGAGCACAGACUCCAGCCCUGCAGGAAUAACCCGUGUUCCCUAUCCAUAGUACUGUGCCUUAUUAUUUGACCAGCCUACAUUUGUCUUGGUGCAAUGAAUUUACUAUUCAGGGUUUCUUAUACUUUGCAGCUGUCCACACUAAAUGUCGGUGCGUGUGAGGAAUUCACAGGUUAGCCUUCUUAUUGUAAAUAUUGUGAGGUGGAAAUGUAGGAAACACUUAAGGUGCAUGUGAACAUAACCCUGGAAGGAACACUUUAAGUCGGUCUCAAGCUCUGUAUCUCAAUGUGACGGGCAGAUAUUUCCUAAUGUUGUACUUCAGUUUGUUUUUAAAAGAAAAUAAAUGCGUAAUUUUCUUUAGCAUCA